AUGAACAUAGACGAAAACGUCGCUUCUUUAACCCCAAAUUUCCCCGUUUCCCAACUCAAUUUCUCUCUUGAAAUCAAGGGAAAUAGAACUGAAAUCAUCAUUUCCAGUUACGAAGAUCAUGUUAUGGUUAUUGCCACUCAAAUAGGAGCUAUGGGGACAAUACUGCAUGCCAGGAAGGAAGAAGGGAUGUCAAUUAACCCAACAUUCAAUGUAUCUGUUUUAUUUGGCAAACGAGAUGAGCCAAUGUUAGUAGCUUGUGCACGCCAGCUGAUUGAGCAUAUGACUUUGUCUGGUGUUUCUAAGCCAUUGGUGCUCUCACUUGGCCUUAAAGACCAUUCUGCGGGAACAUUGAAAGGAAUUGUUUCUGCUGUGAUUGAGAAGAGGCUGUGGUAG
Messenger RNA from Lathyrus sativus (Indian pea), 393 nucleotides. Lineage: Eukaryota; Viridiplantae; Streptophyta; Magnoliopsida; Fabales; Fabaceae. The record is from the annotation of a GenBank genome assembly.